Messenger RNA from Dentiscutata erythropus, 1590 nucleotides. NCBI's taxonomy places the organism in Eukaryota, Fungi, Glomeromycota, Glomeromycetes, Diversisporales, Gigasporaceae. The record is from the annotation of a GenBank genome assembly.
AUGAGUGAUCAAAGAAAAUCGCUAUCAGAAUUUGAUGCGCUUGUUUUAGGUUCUUACAAAGAUGGAACACUUACGGAUACUGCAACAAAUGAAAUUCCUGAAAGUAUACGAACAAGCAUUCAAGAGCAAUUACGAUUUUCUGGAUUAAAAGGAAAAUUAGGAGAAAUUAGAAUGUUUUAUGGUCUAGGUGGAAAUGAUGAGAAUAUUCCAAAAAAAAUCGCUGUAGUGUCUUUGGGAAUUAAUAAAGAUUUUGAACAAAGCCGUGUUCCUGAAGCUUUAGAGAUAACACGCAAAGCGGUGGCUGUUGGAAUUCGUUCAUUGCGAGAAUUAGAUGUUAAGCAUGUUGGAGUUGAUGUUAUGUUUCAUGAACAUGGCGCAGCUGAAGGUGCUACUCUGGGUCUUUACAGGUUCGAUAGUUUAAAAUCCAUCAAAAGCCAUAAAGCUCCACCCAAAAUAUCACCAAUUGGUUCAACAUCUACAAAUACCGAUGGUAACUUAUGUUGGAAUACUGGUCUAAUUUAUGCCGAAGCACAAAAUCAUGCUCGAAAAUUGGCAGAAACACCAGCAAAUUAUAUGACACCAACUAACUUUGCCAAUACUGUUAAAUCAUUCUUGGAGGAUUUAUCAAAAGUAGAAGUUUUUAUUCAUGACAAAGAGUGGGCAACCAAACAUAAUAUGGGAUCAUUUCUUUCAGUCUCUAGAGGAUCUGAUGAACCAUUAAAAUUUUUAGAAAUUUGCUAUAAUGGUGGAGAAAAAGGGCAAAGGCCUUUAGCAUUUGUGGGGAAAGGUGUUACCUUUGAUAGUGGUGGUAUUUCUAUUAAACCAUCAGCUAAAAUGGCAGAAAUGAAAGGAGAUAUGGGUGGUGCAGCUGCAGUGGCAUCUGCAAUUUAUGGUAUAGCCAAACUUAGAUUACCAAUAAAUGUUGUUGUUUCAGUUCCGUUAUGUGAAAAUAUGCCGUCAGGACAUGCAACUAAACCUGGUGAUGUCGUUAAGGCCAUGAAUGGCAAAUCAAUUGAGGUUGACAACACAGAUGCAGAAGGACGUCUUAUUUUAGCGGAUGCGCUCUAUUAUACUAGCUCCACUCAUAAACCACACAGUUUGAUAGAUGUUGCUACAUUAACUGGAGCUAUGGUUGUUGCACUCGGAGAAAUUUAUUCAGGCGUGUUUACCAAUUCAAAUAAACUUUGGGAACAAUUAUUAGAAGCAGGAAAAAACGCAAAUGAUCCUUUUUGGCGUAUGCCACUAGAUGAUAAAUAUAAUGAAGAUAUUAAGAAGUCAAUUGUGGCAGAUCUUGUAAAUGUUGGGCAAAAAGGGCUGGGAGGUUCAUGUGUAGCUGCCAUUUUCUUGAAAGAAUUCGUGUGUGGGCUGACAGAUGACUCAGACGUCAGUGAAAAGGAAAAUAGUUCUGAAAGAUUGUUUGAUGUGGAUGCAGAUGAUGAUAAAAAGAUUCGGUAUGCUCAUAUUGAUAUCGCGGGUUCAAUGAUUACAUAUCGGGAUUCAGGAUAUAAUGUCAAGGGCAUGACAGGACGCCCAACUCGAUCUUUGAUAGAAUUUGCUAGAUUAAUUGCCAAAAAUCCUGACUUCGUUUAA